Cygnus atratus (black swan) is the source of this 3833-nucleotide messenger RNA. It is a transcript of the gene RNF157, whose product is annotated as ring finger protein 157. Lineage: Eukaryota; Metazoa; Chordata; Aves; Anseriformes; Anatidae. The transcript has 20 exons. The coding region runs from base 132 to 2102 and encodes 656 amino acids. The record is from RefSeq and is a predicted model, not a curated record. Gene Ontology annotation, molecular function: ubiquitin protein ligase activity. Gene Ontology annotation, cellular component: cytoplasm. Gene Ontology annotation, biological process: protein ubiquitination.
GCGCGGCGCAGCGCGGAGGAUGCUGCGGGAGGGGGGCGCCGCCGCUGCCGCCAGCCCCGGUGCCGGUGCCGGGCGGGAGGGUGCCCCUCUGCAGCCCCCCCCCCCCCCGCCGCUGAGCCCCCAGCCCGGCCAUGGGGGCGCUGACCAGCCGGCAGAACGCAGGGGUGGAGGAGGUGGACGUCCCCGCUAACUCCGUCUAUAGGUACCCCCCGAAAUCCGGGAGCUACUUCGCCAACCACUUCAUCAUGGGAGGGGAGAAGUUCGACUCCACGCACCCCGAGGGUUACCUCUUCGGCGAGAACAGCGACCUCAACUUCCUGGGGAACCGGCCCGUCCUGUUCCCUUACGCUGCUCCACCUCCCCAGGAACCCGUCAAGACCCUCAGGAGCCUGAUCAACAUCCGCAAGGACACCCUGCGCCUCGUCAAGUGUUCAGAGGAGGUGAAGACCCCGGGGGAAGAAGUGAGCAAAGCCAAGGUGCACUACAACGUGGAGUUCACCUUCGACACGGACGCCCGCGUGGCCAUAACCAUCUACUACCAGGCGAGCGAGGAGUUUCACAACGGGGUGGCGAGCUACGUCCCCAGGGACAGCAGCCUGCAGUCGGAGACGGUGCACUACAAGCGGGGCGUGUGCCAGCAGUUCUGCGUGCCCUCCCACACCAUCGACCCCUCCGAGUGGACCGAGGAGGAGCUGGGCUUUGACCUGGACCGGGAGGUGUUCCCCAUGGUGGUGCACGCGGUGGUGGAUGAAGGCGAUGAGCACGCCGGGCACAGCCACGUGCUGCUGGCCACCUUCGAGAAGCACGCCGACGGCACCUUCUGCGUGAAGCCCCUCAAGCAGAAGCAAGUGGUGGACGGGGUGAGCUACCUCCUGCAGGAGAUCUACGGCAUAGAGAACAAGUACAACACGCAGGACUCCAAGGUCGCCGAGGACGAGGUGAGCGAUAACAGUGCCGAGUGCGUCGUCUGCCUCUCAGACGUCCGCGACACCCUCAUCCUGCCCUGCCGCCACCUCUGCCUCUGCAACACGUGCGCCGACACCCUGCGCUACCAGGCCAACAACUGCCCCAUCUGCAGGCUGCCUUUCCGAGCCUUGCUUCAAAUCCGAGCCAUGAGGAAGAAGCUGGGGCCCCUCUCGCCCACCGGCUUCAACCCCAUCAUCGCCUCGCAGACCUCCGACUCCGAGGAGCACUCGUCCUCGGAGAACAUCCCCCCGGGCUACGAGGUGGUGUCGCUGCUGGAGGCCCUCAACGGGCCGCUGACGCCCUCGCCGGGCGCGGUGCGGCUGCGGGCGCUGGGGGACGCGGCCCCCCCCGGCACGGGGCCGCUGCCUCCCUACGGCAGCGACGGCCGCCUGCCCCCCCUGCGCGCCCUCUCGCCCCUCGAGCGCCUGUCGGACUGCGCCCCACCAGGGCUCAAGCUGAAGAAAAGCAUCUCCAAGUCCAUCUCGCAGAACUCCUCCGUGCUGCCCGAGGAGGAGGACGAGAAGUCGGGCACCGAGUCGGAGCUGAGGGGCACCAGGAGGAAAUCUCCUGCCCGGCUGGAGGAGGAGUGCGGCGUCACACCGGAGAGCGAGAACCUCACCCUGUCCUCGUCGGGCGCCAUCGACCAGUCCUCGUGCACCGGCACCCCGCUGUCCUCCACCAUCUCCUCUCCAGAAGAGCCCGUCAGCAGCAGCCUGGCCCAGUCCGUCAUGUCCAUGGCGUCCUCGCAGAGCCAGCACUCGCAGCUCAGCACCGACACCGUCUCCUCCAUGUCCGGCUCCUACGUGGCCCCCGGCACGGAGGAGGAAGGGGACACGCUGCCCUCGCCCGCGGCCGCCUCCGACGGAGAGUCGACGCCUGUGGAGUCCCUGGAUAUAAACUUCGUCAGCAUCUCGGCCGAGGAGCAUGACGCCGAGGGCAACGCCGUGCUGGAGGACGAGGACGCGUCGCCCACGCAGGACGACGGCCGGAGGACAGGCGCGUUCCUCGGUCUGAGGUGUGACAAUAACAAUGACUUGGGCAUCGCACACGUGAAAGCGCUGGACAAUAAGCUGUGCUCUGAGGCCCGCUUACCUGCCGCGGUGCCGGACUCCUGCCCCAUAGACAUUGACGAAUAGGCCCAGAGGCAGCCAAAAACAACGUGCGGCUCCCACGGAGCAGGCGGCGGCCGUGGGAGUGCUGCCCGUGCCAGGGCUCAGCCCGGGGGGCGCACGCACCCCCCCGCCACGCACAGAGGGACCCGGGCACCGCCACCUCCACCCCUGGGCUGUAGCAGAACUGAUUGUUUUUGAAAGAAAAGCCGAUAACCUCGUAUUUCCCUCCCUGUCCCCUGCCGCAGUGGAAGGACGGGGUGGCCACAGCUGGGAGUGCGGGGGGGGGGGGGCAAGAGCUGUGUCACCUCGCAGCCCCCCCCGUCAGCACCUUUCUGUCCCCCAGCACCGAUGGGGACAGGCUGGGGUCCCCCUCCUGCCCCCCAUGCAGCACACAGCGGGACGGGACAGGGUCACCCCAAAAAGGGGGUCCUGGGGCACGGCCGCAGGGGGACGAUGGCAGGAGGGUGCCCACGGGUUAAGGACAGGUGGCAGCAGUGGCAUCCUCAGUGCACAAGCUGGUGACCUCCGUGGGGGGCUGGCCCCCCCGGUUUGCUGGCACGUCCCCGUGCCAUGCCGUGGGAUGUCCCCACUGGUGCACUGGUGGUGAUGGCACUGCCCCUCCCCGGCCCCCUGCACCCCCUUUCUCCUCCUGGGCAGCAUGCGAGCUCCGCAAGGUGGCUUGUCCCCAGGGAUGGAGGGGGGUGGCAGGGGACCUGGUCCCCGCCGUCACCAGCGCCCCGGGGCAUCGCCAGUUUAACCUCACUGUCUUCCGCCCCGCUGCGAGCUUGGGGCUCGGGGCUGUGCCCUCUCUCUGGAACAAGUGCCAAAAUUGUCACCCCUGCCACCCCGUCCUGCUCUGUGUGUCCAUCGCACUUCGUAGCAGGGGCUGGACGAGGGUGGGGGAGCUGCCCCCCAUCCCGCCAACCCCAUCCCUCCAUCCCCAUCCCUCCAGCACUGGGCCGGCAGCGUUAGUGGGGUUUGCUCAGGGGGACGGGCACUCAGGGACCCGUGGGGCAGGGAUGCAGCCCCAGACCUCGGGGACCUCACGGGGCCGUUGGCAGAGGCCAGGCUCCACGCUGAAGAGCACCAGGGUCCGCCAAAAGCCUCCUCGGGGACCAGCACCCCAACGCAGUGAGCUUUGCGCCCCCGGAGGGGCUGCUGAGCCCCUUCCCCACGGUUUUCUCAGUAGCACGAGCUGGGCGAGAGCCCCCGAAGCAGAUAUGCGAGCAAAGCCCCCCUCCUCCUUUCAGGAGGAAACCGCAUUUCGGAGCUACGUUAGGACAGAAGGGUGGGUUCUGAAAGGGAACAAAGCCCCUUAGGGGCGUUCCUGCUGCCUGGCUCCCCGUGUGCACGGGGAAAACGAGGGAGAUGCUGCGGGGUGUCCCUGCAGCCCUCCCGGCUCCAGCAGGGACAAGGAGAGCUCCCCAGGCACCGUGGCAUGGGGCUGCCGUGGUGCUCGGGGAGGUUGGGGGACAGCAGGCAGGUCCUGGCCCCGGGGGGUGCCAGGAGGUGAGCAGCGGGGUGCUGGGGCCGCUGCGAGCUGCGUGUCCCCGAGCUGCAUCCCCCGGACCCCCCCGGCACCAGCCCCGGCAGCGCGGGGUGAGGGCGGCAGCCCCUUUCCUCGCGGGGCAGCCCCUCGUUCCAGCCACCCACCCGUCAGGGAUUGAAGGAAGGAAACCAGACUGCUGCUUAUGACUCUGCUUCGAGCAUGUUUCGGGUUUUAAGAGUAUGUUUAAUAAAGGGUAUCUUACGUCG